Perca flavescens (yellow perch) is the source of this 1204-nucleotide messenger RNA. RefSeq names its product biogenesis of lysosomal organelles complex-1, subunit 3 (gene bloc1s3). Gene Ontology annotation, cellular component: BLOC-1 complex. The record is from RefSeq and is a predicted model, not a curated record. The transcript has 5 exons. Bases 113 to 700 code for a protein of 195 amino acids. NCBI's taxonomy places the organism in Eukaryota, Metazoa, Chordata, Actinopteri, Perciformes, Percidae.
UGUCUUCCAAUCGCGGUAUGAGACGUCAGGUGUCACGUGACAUCAUAGCUCAGAAAACAAGCCACUUCCUUACUGCUCAUGUGAUUUGUGUUUUUGUCAUCACAGUGAAGUCAUGUCCAGCGGGUACCAAAUAGUGGUGCAGGGCGAGGCCUCUGAGACAGACUCUGAUGAUGAAGUUUACAUCACCUCCAUGACCGCUCCCCAAACUGCUACCGUCGGAGCUAAGGUUCCUGGGGAGGCGUCUGAAACAGACAGUGAGGGUGAGGAGGAGCAGGCUGGCCGAGCCUCCUCACUGAGCCAGGAGAGCGCUCAGAUACUCAGGAGAGACCUGCCUCCUCUUAUCGUAGUUCGAGACCAUCCUGAUAUACAGUCGAUAGUGGAAGGCAGUCCAAGUCCCACACACAGGCCACAAGGUGACACUCUUUUACAACAGAAGCUGCAGGAAUCUAACAGCUGUCUAUAUUCUGACGUGGGACAGACACUACGGCAGGUUUAUGGCAGUGCCAGUAGAGAGGUGAACAGUGCAACAGCUCAGCUGAAUACUUCGCAGAGCGCCAUCAUCAAUGCCUCCCACAGCAUAAGGUUAAUCCUGGAUGACCUGAAGGCUGUGUCCGAGAAGAUUGACAUCAUCACCAGCUGUCAAAUACUGCCUGAUAUUAACAUCAAUAAUCCAAAUAAUUAUACUGCUCCUGUACCAUAAAGAAACAAAUGAAUAUAUAUUUAUUUAAAAUAUACAUAUCGUCAUGGGUAUAUUUUCAUUUAAUAUAAGAGUAGGAUUCAAGAUGGAAAAAAUAGCAUGUUAGUUUUACUUUUUUAGCAUAUGAAGAAAUAUGUAUAUCUAGCAAUCACACACUUUAUAUGUAUUUGUCUGGCAGGAUUCUCUGUCCUUGUGUCUGGAGCUCCGGGAUAUUGCACGUUGACAUAGAACAUAGGAACAUAUUAACAAUAUCAAUUUUCUUUCCAGCAGUUCUUUGUAAAUAUAAAUAUACCACAACAUAAUCCCUUGAACCAUUGUACAAAGAUUUUUAUAAGGCAUAUCCUUUUCUGUCUUUGCUUUUUUUUCUUGCUCCCUGUGAUAGGUCAAGGAUGCAGACUUGUGCAAGUUUCUCAUACUAUGAUUCAAAUGCUUGGUUCUUUUUUUCCAGUGUGUUAACAUUGUAAAAUAAAUGCAACUAAAUAAUAAAAAAAUGCUUUUGUUGGUAAA